Molecule: messenger RNA, 2651 nt
Organism: Conger conger (European conger)
Lineage: Eukaryota; Metazoa; Chordata; Actinopteri; Anguilliformes; Congridae
Exons: 7
Coding region: 25-714 (229 amino acids)
Source: RefSeq, a predicted model, not a curated record
ACCUGCUUUUAUGAAAGAAACACGAUGGCUGAACUAACUCUGGUAACUAUUCAGGUCUCAGCAGAGCCCCCUGGUGGUCUGUCCAGGAAUCAGUCGGUUGUGCUGAACUGUGAGAUUUCGCAGGUGAUUGGCACUGUGACCCUGGCUUGGCUCCGGAUGAAGGGGGGCAGGGGGGAGCUCGUAAAACAGGAGGUCCUGACAAAGAGACCCCCAAAAACGAUGCUCAGCCUCACCCUGCCCAGCCUCACUGAAGACCAGCUACACUGGGCCUGUGUGGUGUUCACAGGGAGCGUGCUCAGAGCACAGGUCCCCCUGCACCUCACGCUGCCAAAAACGCCCAUCACUGACCCCGAAAAGUCAGAGGAAGAUGAUGGAAGGCGGCUGGUGAUCAUUUUGGCCUGUAGUGCCGCGGUGUGUGUUGGACUGUUGUUGUUGUUGUGUGGAGGACUGUUGUCUCGCCGUCUGAAAAGAGCAACAGCAGUUGGAGGGAACGGUGAUUCCAGUGCAGCUGACAACGUCUACAGUAACGUCGCAGAGAUACAGAACGAUCAAGCAAACCCAGGCACAGCCACAGAGGAGAAUGAGAGUGAAGAACUCCAGUACUUGGUAUUUUCCCAGACUGCUCCCAGUCACAAUCCGCACAGACAACGGCAGGAUCGGUCUGGACAAGAUGAAAAUGAGAAAGUGGUCUAUGCAAGCAUCUGCAAAACAUGAUAUGCUGCAAUCAAAUGGAUAAACAAAACAAGAUGUCUACAUUUCAAACUUGUCUGUACAGUGCAAUUCAAAUGGAGAUGGACGAAGACAAUAUACCGAUGUUUCCAUGACCUGUUAAUAUUUGAAUUUGCCACUGUUUCAUUCCUUCUGGUAAAAAAUAGAAGCUUUUGCCAGUGAAGCAUACAUUUGUUUUCUGGAAAAUAUGAAUGUCAUUGUGAUUUUAUUCUGGUUGUUUUCUUUAAUAAGAUAGAUAAUAGAUAUAUAUUUUUUUUAAUGGUGUUUUGGUUUUAUCUGGGUACUGUGGUAUACUCUUCUGUCAGCAUGUAAUGGAGUAUAUAGUAACUAAGUAAAUAAGUCGAAUAAGUACACUUAAUAUAGUGAAUAGUAAAAAAGCUGCACAUUGUUCAUUAUGUAACUUUGAAUUGAAGUGUUUUAAAUAAUAAACUUCCUCCUUUUUUCAUAACUGAUUCACAGGUGCAGAAUAUAGCUUUUCAGACACUCAAGGUCUGCCCUGUGUGUGUGUGUGUGUCUGUCUGUCUGUCUGUAUGUGUUAGCUUGUGCAAUUGUGUGUUCACGCGUGUGCAUUUGUGUGUGUUUGGGUGUGUGUGCUUGCCUGUGUGUAGGUGUUCUGCGUGAAGUGAAGGUCUAAAAUGGAAUCGUUAUGGUGAGCUGUUCAGAGUGAGUUUGUUCAGUAAGAAAUAAGGCUAAUUUACCCCUUUUAAAGAGGCAUGUGACCAGCAUCAGCCUUUGGCUCUGUAGAAGAAGAAUGGAUCUUAGUGUAAUAUUUAUUGCAGUCCUAACCCUAACCCACUAAUCCCAGGCCUCACUCUAACCCAAUAAUCCCAGUCCUAACUCAAACCCACUAAUCCUAGUCCUCACCCAAACCCACUAAUCCCAGGCCUAACCCACUAAUCCCAGUCCUAACCCAGACCCACUAAUCCCAGUCCUAAUCCAAACCCACUAAUCCUAGUCCUAACUCAAACCCACUAAUCCCAGUCCUCACCCAAAUCCACUAAUCCCAGUCCUAACCCGAACCCACUAAUGCCAGGCCUAACCCAAACCCACUAAUGCCAGGCCUAACCCAAACCCACUAUUCCCAGGCCUAACCCCAACCCACUAAUCCCAGUCCUAAUCCAAACCCACUAAUCCUAGUCCUAACUCAAACCCACUAAUCCCAGUCCUCACCCAAAUCCACUAAUCCCAGUCCUAACUCGAACCCACUAAUGCCAGGCCUAACCCAAACCCCAAACCCACUAAUGCCAGGCCUAACCCAAACCCACUAAUCCCAGGCCUAACCCAAACCCACUAAUCCCAAUCCUAACUCAAACCAACUAAUCCCAGUCCUAACUCAAACCAACUAAUCCUAGUCCUCACCCAAACCCACUAAUCCCAAUCCUAACUGAAACCCACUAAUCCCAGGCCUAAACCCAACCCACUAAUCAUAGUCCUCACCCAAAUCCACUAAUCUCAGGCCUCACCCUUAUUAGCCUACCUCUCUGGAACACAGCCCACAGUCCAUUCCAGCCGCAUCCUUUAAAUACAGGAGCUCAGCUUCACACACUGGGCUUGAACACCUGCUUAUUGCUUCCAAAUCCAACUUGCAUGCUGGAUGUGUCUGAGCUCCCUGCCCUCCACCUUAUUCAUUUUGCUGACAAAUCUAUGCAGAGUGACGUGGCAUAUAUUGAAUCUCCUGCCAACAGCCCUUAUAGCUUGACCCUUAUCCUGGACAUCCUGGAGAGCUCGGUCUGCUCUCUUUCUAUGACCCAUUUUCUGUGAAGGCGACUGUUGAUUGUCUGAGCUGCCUAUUCCGCACUAUGUAUGUGUUUGUAGUACGCUGUCUUCCAUGUUUUGUUAUUGUAUUAUGUGCAUUGUAUUGUAUGUGAAUGCUUUGUGCAAGAAUAACGCAGUAUAUUGAAAAAUAAAACACUCAAAAUAUU